AUGGCAAGAAAGGUAGAAAAAAGCUGCUUAUCCAGAAAUUGUCAAGAAAUUAUCAAGAAAACUACCUGUAGACUAGGUUGUAUAAAUACAUCUACAAUUUAAAACAAUAAGCAUCAUUUAAAAGAAUAAUUACAGAUAUGUGUUCGAUCCUGAUUGUGAUUUGUUACAGGCAUUUCCCAUCGGAUUUAAUAGUUUCUACUUGUUAGUGAUAUUUGCAAUGAUUUCUUCUGGGCCACAAUUACGUAUUAUAUAUCGUUCUUCACAUCUAAGUUGUAAGUGUAAGUCGCAUGUAUUUUUAUUUCUCUAGAUAUUUAAUUAUGACUACUCAAAUUAUCAUAAAUCAAGAUAUAAUAUAUUAUAUAUUAUAUAUAUAAUAUUAUAAUUAUUAUGUAUUAUAAUAUAUAAUAUACUAUAUUAUUAUUAUAAGUUCAUACAUAUAUUAAUUUAAAUGAAUAAUAAAGUAAUUUCGUCUAAUAUAAUAAUAAAUUAAUGAAAAAUAAUGCACCAUUUAUGUGAAUUACUCGAAUUAUUCAUCCUGAAUGAAUAUCUUUUAUAAUAUGAGAAAUUCUUUUGAAAGCUAAAUUAAUAUUUGGACAAUAAUAUAUGUAUAAAAUAAUCCUGAAAUAAUUUAAAUUAAUAAAAAUAUUUCUAAUGUUGAUCCGAGAUUUCAUAUAUAAUUAAUAUUUAUUAAUAUAUAACAUUAAUAUUAUAAUAUUUUCGUACUUUCCAAAGAAAUUCUCCUGAAUUUCAGAAAUCUGUGCAAUGUUUAAGUUUUAUAAAAUAAUCAUAUACGUAUAUGACUUUUAUUACAUACAAAUACAUAUAUAUAUAUUUUAUUAUAUGCUUAUAUUUCUAUUAUAACAUUAUAGAAAUACAAGUUCAUUGUUUCUUUAACUUGCGUAAUGCGUAAUUUUCAACUAUUCUAAAUACUAAAUUCAACAAUGGUUUAUUAAGAAUGUACGUAUUUAAUAGUUAAAAUAAUAAUUUUACUGCGUAAUAUAAUAAAAGGUUUUAUUUCUCAAAUAAAGUAAGACUUUGAAGCCUGGAAAUCCAGAGUUUAAAACAAAACACAAAGGCAUGAACAUAAUGUUUACAUUCACCUUAAUUAUCGUGCCUGUUCGAACAGGAUUAAUCCUCUAUUACUUCUUCAAGCGUGAAACGUAUCGCGGAGCGUCAUUCAGUUGUUGAAUUUUGUGACAAUAGUAUAUAUUACGUCGCAUUAGAUUCGUAACUUUUUCCUUUUUCCAGCUAUCAGUGGCGUUUUUUCUUUGACUCUUUUACUUCGAUUUAUACCUCAUUAAUAGCAUCAUUUAAUACGCGUAUGUUUAACAAUUCAUUGAGCAUUAUGAUAUCGAAAUUGUGUAGUGCUUUGAAACACCACGCCUUCGCAUCAAUUAUUCUUCAGUCGUCGAUUUUCCUCGUACGAUUACCUGCACAUCAUCUCGUACAUCUUUUUAAUAGAAUUUGAAGUUGUUUAUCAUUUUAUUUUUAUACAUUUGCCGUCUUUCGACAUAUUUGUUUUAACUUUUGAUUUCUUUUUGCAGGUCAUUUUUUGAUCAGAGAUAGCAUGGACGUCACGACUAAGAAUGGACCAUUUGAUGAAAUUCCACGGAAAUUUAGUAACAUUUUAUUUAUUUUGGGUAAUAUUUAUUUUGGUAUAUAAUUCAUACAUAUUUGAGGUAGAAUUCACAAUACGUAAUUUCAUAAUUAUUUGGAGUACAAAGAUGAAAAUACAAAGGAUUAAAUCAAUUAAUAUUUUAUUUCGAAUAUAGACCAGUUUAAU
Heterotrigona itama is the source of this 1783-nucleotide messenger RNA. NCBI's taxonomy places the organism in Eukaryota, Metazoa, Arthropoda, Insecta, Hymenoptera, Apidae. The record is from the annotation of a GenBank genome assembly.